UCUCAGUCCUAUCUGAAGAUCGGUCUGAAUGAGCUCUGAGCUCGUUCCGUAGACUGGCUAGGUGCUCAGCAGACCGACACACACACACACACACAUGGUUGAAACUCGCGGACACCACCAUCUUAAGUUUUCAUUAAUUUUCAUCCACCACACUACCAGCGCCAACUAGCGGCUCUUGGUUUCAGUUGUAGGUUAGAAUGUGUUCUCCCUGCACCAAGAAUCCAGUGUUACAUUCAAGCAAUUACAUCGUGUUCUCAGUUUACAAUCGAUGAAGUUACUCCAUCUAGUUGUGCACAGAGAGAUGGAGGUAGAAAAGGUGAUGGUGGUUAUGGAGAUACAAGGCAUCACCGAGUAAUGCUGUGCGUCAGAUGACGGAAACAGCAUGAAGCAAUGCUGGCGAUGGUAAAGACAGGAGAGAGACACUAGCAGUGGUGGAGGCAGUGGAGGCCAGGCAGGGCCUCGCCAUCCUAACAACAGCCUCGUCGUCACUGAUGUUCAUCGAGCCAUCUACGCUGCGCCCUCUGGUUGUGUUCAACGAAUUCUAUGUUUCACCGCGAUCCACGUGGCUGUGUCUUACUGCCCCAAUCAUCAAAGUCUGGUGAACGCCAUCGUGUCUUCUGGAGCAGCAAUAUCCCUAAUGUCAACAUCAUUUAUAUUUUACCUCAAUAAGACGUACAGUUUCAGAGGAGCUACUCUCAUCUUUUCAGGAUUUUGUUUAAACAUGUGUGUUGCUGCAAUGGUAUUCCAACCUGUUGAAUGGCACAUGGGUUCCCCUUACUUCAAUUUUUGGAAAACCAGUGUAAAUGAUCAAGCAAUUUCCUCUGGCAAGACAGGAAAACUGUGUAUUCUCAGGAACAUAUUGAAGGGUGCUGGCAACACACUGCAUCUUAUCACAUCUCCUCAUGCUGUCCUCCUAAGUAUCAUAGUGAGCUUCAAUCUCGGCAUCUUCGUGAAUAUAUGGGAUUUCCUGCCGUUUGUGAUGUGGGAAGAAGGUUACACACACGAUGAAAUGUCACUCUCUCUGUCAGUGGCUGCGGGGUGUAACCUGGGAGGCAGACUGGCCUCCAUACUCCUUGAUUUGUGUAUGAAGGAGAAAUGUGUCGCGAUGUACAUCUCGUCAUCAGUGCUUUCAGUGGGAACUCUUAUUGCGUUUACAAUAAAAGGAAACUUCUUCUGGAAGAUAACAAACUUGGCCGCGUGUAUAUUUGGUUGUGGAAUCUCGUUAUCUUUGAACACGAUGAUCAUCAUUGAAAUAAUGGGCACAGACAUGCUGCUGCCGGUAAUCGGGUUGUGUGGCGUGAUCAGCGCAGUGUGGCACCUUGCUAUUGGCCCUCUCCAAGGUGUGGUUACUGACACGUACGGGAGCUACAAUGCCGGAUUGUUCUUUCUGGCUGGUCUUCAAAUCUUCAGCCUCUUGCUGUGGGUCCUCAUGCCCAUUGCAGAUGCUUACUGCCAAAGGCGUCCCAGUCAUGCUCACCAUUUUUCCCUAAAACAGCUUGACCACCACCAGCAGCAGCAGCAGCAAAACCACUACCACCACCACCACCAACAACAACAACAACAACAACAACAACAACAACAACAACAACAACAACAACAACAACAACGUAGUCAAAUUUUGAGAGAAAAUCUCUCCCUUUUAUAUCGGGCAGAAACACGCCCUGCUGGAUAUGCCUCUGUGGUGCAUUAAAGGCACACACACACACACACACACACACACACACACACACACACACACACACACACACACACACACACACACACACACACACACACACACACACACACACACACACA
This is a messenger RNA of Portunus trituberculatus (swimming crab), 1797 nucleotides long. RefSeq names its product monocarboxylate transporter 12-B-like. NCBI's taxonomy places the organism in Eukaryota, Metazoa, Arthropoda, Malacostraca, Decapoda, Portunidae. The record is from RefSeq and is a predicted model, not a curated record. The coding region runs from base 638 to 1690 and encodes 350 amino acids. Gene Ontology annotation, molecular function: monocarboxylic acid transmembrane transporter activity. The transcript is spliced from 4 exons. Gene Ontology annotation, biological process: monocarboxylic acid transport.